This is a messenger RNA of Nicotiana attenuata, 2128 nucleotides long. RefSeq names its product haloacid dehalogenase-like hydrolase domain-containing protein 3. The transcript has 6 exons. The coding region runs from base 1248 to 2018 and encodes 256 amino acids. The record is from RefSeq and is a predicted model, not a curated record. Lineage: Eukaryota; Viridiplantae; Streptophyta; Magnoliopsida; Solanales; Solanaceae.
UUGUCUCAUUUCUUGUGUAUAAAUUUGAUCUUUUUGUCUUAAAGAUGGUGGGUUUGUUAAAAUGAAGAUAUAGUAUGAUUCAAAAACCUGCAUUUCUUGUGAUUUUGUAGCUGUUAUGUGCUCUUGAACUUGAAAAUUAUCUUCUUGGAAAUGUUAGGCGUCUUUAUGAGGUUGAUUGGUUGAACUUUAAAAGUUUCUUGCUUUUACUUUUUCUUAAUGUUACUACAUUUUGAGUGAAUCCACGUUAUAGAAAAGAAGAGGAAAAUGAAGACCAUCUUAUUAUUUUUUUGUUAAGUGGACUUGUGGUGUUUCAGAAAUUUGGGUGUGGAUUAGGAUUUAGUCCUAAUGAUGAGGUGUUCAUGCUAUUGCGUGUGGUUUAUAAGUAGUCAUUAUUCUACUGGUUGAUGAGUUUGUUUUUGACACGAAAGGUUUACUUGUCUUUUGUGCUGAAUUGAUGGUGUUAUUCACUGAAAUUUGGCAGGUUUAUAAAUGACAAAGGUACAAACUUUUGUGGGUUUUGAGUAGGUUUUUGUGAAGAGUAGUUGUUUAUUGGCCGUCUGGCACAUCAGUAGAGAUGUUUUGUUUCUUAAUAUCUUCUACUAUCACUGUCAGAGCUGAUAUGCUUGUUAUUUUAUAUAAAUAUGUCUGAAAUAAUUGUCCGCAUGAUUAGUUGUGGAAGGCAUCAGAUCAGAAUUUGCCCCUUGGUAUUUAGGAAAAACCAAGAAGUGGUAGAACAGAGGUUAAUCGUUUAUGGUAUUUAUAAUCUGAAGGAACAUAUUUAAGGAUUAAUUCUUCCUAGGUUGUUAAGCAUUUUUGCAACUUCUUCUAAGUUGACUGCUGGAUUUUCAGUUAGCAGGUUCUUGGAUUCUAUGCAUAAGGUUAACAUUUGGAUCUUGGAUCAACCUACAAUUGAUUAUUGGUUCCUUCUGCUCAUACCACGUCCGGGUGAACUCAUGAAUUUGAGAUAAGGAUGAAUUUUCCCCUCAGAAGAGCUCUUCUCGCUCACUACAAUAUGGACUUAAUAAUAUGCUUUGAGAAUAUUGGAAUUAUAUCCCUUCCGAUUACAAUCCUUGAAUAGGGGUCAUGAGAACAGCUUCAUAGCAGAACUCUACUUGCUGAUGAAAUUCAUUGGAGAAACAACUGGACUGUGAAAUACCUCUUUAAGCUUAUAUCUUUUGGUUCAUGAAGCUUUUGAAGUACAAGAUAUAGUAAUCACAGGGUUAGAGUUUGCUGUCCGAUCAUUUACAAUGUCUAUGUUAACAAAGUUACGCUGCAUCACGCUUGAUGUUACUGGUACACUCAUUGCUUACAAAGGAGAGCUGGGUGACUAUUAUUGCAUGGCAGCCAAAGCUGCUGGGAAGCAAUGUCCUGACUAUAAGCGGGUUCAUGAAGGUUUUAAGCUCGCAUAUACAGAAAUGGCACUGAAGCACCCAUGUUUUGGAUUUGCUGAAAAGAUUCCUAACAUUGUGUGGUGGAAAACUUGUGUCAGGGAUUCCUUUGUUAGGGCAGGAUAUGAAUAUGAUGAGGAGACAUUUGAGAAGAUAUUUAGACGCAUAUAUGCUACUUUUGGUUCUUCUGCGCCUUAUAGCUUAUUUCCUGAUUCUAAACCGUUUCUCAGAUGGCUCCGCGAGAGGGGCAUUACGGUUGGGCUGGUCAGCAAUGCCGAGUAUCGGUAUCAGGACGUAAUUCUUCCUGCUUUAGGUUUGCAUCAGGGAUCUGAGUGGGACUUUGGCGUAUUCUCCGGUCUUGAAGGUGUUGAAAAACCCGAUCCAAGGUUAUUUGAGAUUGCAUUGAAGAGAGCAGGAAAUGUAGCACCGGAGGAAGUACUUCAUAUUGGAGAUAGCAUGAGGAAAGACUACUUGCCAGCGCGAAGUGUUGGGAUGCAUGCUUUGUUAUUGGACAGAUUUAAGACUGCUGAUGCUGUCAAUUGGAGAAAAUCUGGUGCCACUGUGCUGCCUGACUUGACCGCCACCAAAGACUGGCUUAUUUCUGAGGAAUUGAAAUGCAGUGACAUGUAAACUUUGUUUGAUUACUUUCUUGCCUUUAAAGGUGAUUUGUAUUACAAGAAUGGGAAAAUGAGUUAUGAGUUCUAUGAAUAUGAUGAGGAUGGAUUUGGUUCAAUUUGCCA